CAUAAAAAAAUCUCUUCUGAUCUAGCCUCCUUUUAGUCCUUUUAAGCAGCUGCACUGUUGUUAUAAUAGUACUCACUGCUUGAGCUUCUUUCUCCAGACUCUUGUUAUAAUAGUUCAUGUUGUAGAUACAUAUUUAGACAUAGCUUUAAGUAGUUACAUAUAUGUAUUUAGCUUCUUUUGGGGAUCAACUCUUAAUGAUCUUGUUUAGAUUUGAAGGGAGUGUUUGAGAAUAGUUGGUGUAAAGUCCAAAAUAAUAAAGCUUGUGUUAAGUUGCUGGGUUGUUUUUUUCAGAAGCCUUGGUUUAUAUAACUGUAGUUCUGUUAUGUAACACUGUUUCAUAGUCAACUUAGUUGGAUCAUCUAUAAAUUCAAAAAGGGAUUGUUUUGCAUCAUCUUUUAGUGGUUCCACAUAGGUUUUCAUAGCUAGGUCAACUUCAGAUUUCUCCAGUAUUCUAAAGAACUGUUAUUUUAUCUGAACUAAAAAUAGGUUUAUAAGAGCAAAGGGUAUCUCUUGCACUAUCAUUGAACUACUCCAAGCUAUGGAUGAGAGAAGUGAUGCAGAAAAGUCCGACGAAGUGUUGUUACCGGGCUUUCGAUUUCAUCCCACCGAUGAAGAGCUCGUCGCGUUUUACUUGAAGAGAAAAGUACAGCAAAAAUCUCUGUCCAUUGAGCUGAUCAGGCAACUGGACAUCUACAAGUAUGAUCCAUGGGAUCUUGCAAAGCUAGCGACCACCGGGGAGAAAGAAUGGUACUUCUACUGUCCGCGGGACCGCAAGUACCGGAACAGCGCGAGGCCGAACAGAGUCACGCGCGCUGGAUUCUGGAAAGCCACCGGAACGGAUAGGCCGAUCUACUCUUCUGAAGGAAACAGGUGCAUUGGCUUGAAGAAGUCACUCGUCUUCUACAAAGGAAGAGCCGCGAGGGGGGUCAAAACGGACUGGAUGAUGCAUGAAUUCAGGCUCCCUUCGCUUACUGAUUCUCUGCCGCCCAAGAGGCCUCUGGACAGCAACAUUUCAGCAAAUGACUCCUGGGCUAUCUGUAAAAUCUUUAAGAAAACAAAUUCCUCGGCACAAAGAGCACUAUCUCAUUCAUGGAUUCCUUUACUAUCCGAGCCUAGUGGAUCAGAAAAUGUACUUACUGCCGCACAAGCUACAAAGGUCGACCAGUUUGCUCCCGAGAACGCAAAAUCCAGAGCAGAAGCCGCACCUGCAAUCCAAUUCAGCAGCAACAGUACAUUGCAGAUGUUCUCUCCUUUUGAAAUGCCGACACAACAUCCGAAGUGCUUUACAGAUAUGACCCCUGUGAUUCUGAACUCAUCGCCGAUUGACAUCGGACAAAGCCAACAGCUAAACAACGGAUUGUUGGCGGACUUGCCGGUCGAGAUGAACGGAAGAGUAGCCAACAGGGAGGAAGAAAUGAUCGCAAGGAAGCAUUUUGAUUCGCGCGACCCGAUCAGUUGUCAGUCGGGAACACAUCGAACAAUCGGCUUCCCCUUCAACUUGGCCUCGGAUCUUUCUGAUGAGUGGAAAUCGAACUUGUCAUGGGAUUCUCCCCCUUGUACUACCGAGAUGUCAACCAGCUACGGAACCAAUGAAUGUUAUAUACUCAAUUAGGCGUCGAAUUGGGCAAGUCCCCCCUCAUCUGUUAGCAUUGCUGUUAACAGUUCAUAAGAGUGAGAUGUACAUUGUUAAGAAGAUUACUGUUAACCGCAAAGCUAACAGGGUUAGGACAAGAAUAAGUCGAGUAGAUUGAAGUUUUAACAAGAGUGUUUUAUAAAGUUAUCGCAGUUGCUAGUUUCGCAGCAUUUGAAGACUGACGAAAAAGAUGCUAAACUGUGUGAUUCCAUCUUCUUUUGCAGUGAUUCUAAAGGAUGUCGUGUACUCGUGUCAUUGCUGUGUGAGUUAGUACAAUAAGCAAUAACUGAAGAUAAUUCGAAACAACUUGAGUUAGUACAAACAUUAAACCGAGGAAUUAUGAUUCAAACGCGGAUUAGAAGAUUUUAGUUCACUAAGAAAGGGAAGUGUCUCUAUUCCAAGAAGAAUACUUUGCUAUCAGAAAACAUGAUGACCACUGUCGCAACUCAGCCUAGACGUAAUGAUCCGAUCUAAAGAAACUUCCUUUGCCACAAAACCUUAAUCAACAC
This is a messenger RNA of Ananas comosus (pineapple), 2142 nucleotides long. RefSeq names its product protein FEZ. The record is from RefSeq and is a predicted model, not a curated record. Gene Ontology annotation, molecular function: DNA binding. The transcript has 3 exons. Gene Ontology annotation, biological process: regulation of DNA-templated transcription. Bases 539 to 1612 code for a protein of 357 amino acids. NCBI's taxonomy places the organism in Eukaryota, Viridiplantae, Streptophyta, Magnoliopsida, Poales, Bromeliaceae.